AUGUACAAAGCAGCUAUGAGGGCUGCACAAAAUUUAAUAGAAAUAGAUGAUGAACCGCCGGCCGCACCGCCAGCCGCACCGCCAACCGAGCCACCGGACGCACCACCGGCCGCACCAUCGGCCGCACCGCUAUCCGCACCGCCGGAUGCAUCUUCGGCCGCACCUUCGGCCGCACCGCCGGCCGCACCGCCGGCUGCACCUUCGGCCGCACCGCCAGCUGCAACUUCGGCCGCACCUUCGGCCGCACCGCCAGCCGCACCGCCGGCCGCACCACCGGCCGCACCACCAGCUGCACCGCCGGCCGAACCGCCAGCCGUACCAUCGGCCGCAGAAACCAAACUUAAAGCAGCACCGGGCCCUGUUGAUACCGCCAGGACACCGGUGCUGCGUGUGCCCCUGAGCCAGGCAGCGGAAGCAUCGCUGCGGAGGGGCCUUGAGCACCUCCACGCGAGCCGCUACCCAGCCCAGGGUCAAACUCCCCGCUCGAGCGAGCUUCGCAGCGGCGGCGACCGGGCACUGCACUAUGACAGAGCCCUGCCCCCGCCGACUGCGCACCACUCGACCCACCCUGAGGUCCGCCACGAAGCAUGA
Solenopsis invicta (red fire ant) is the source of this 591-nucleotide messenger RNA. Its product is annotated as lysine-rich arabinogalactan protein 19-like. The coding region runs from base 1 to 591 and encodes 196 amino acids. The record is from RefSeq and is a predicted model, not a curated record. Lineage: Eukaryota; Metazoa; Arthropoda; Insecta; Hymenoptera; Formicidae. The transcript is spliced from 2 exons.